AUGGAGUGGGGUUACCUGUUGGAAGUGACCUCGCUGCUAGCCGCCUUGGCGCUGCUGCAGCGCUCGAGCGGCGCCGCCGCCGCUUCGGCCAAGGAGCUGACAUGCCAAGAGAUCACGGUGCCGCUGUGCAAGGGCAUCGGCUACAACUACACCUACAUGCCCAACCAGUUCAACCACGACACACAAGAUGAGGCGGGCCUGGAAGUGCACCAGUUCUGGCCCCUGGUGGAGAUCCAGUGCUCCCCCGACCUCAAGUUCUUUCUGUGCAGCAUGUACACGCCCAUCUGCCUGGAAGACUACAAGAAGCCUCUGCCGCCUUGCCGCUCGGUGUGCGAACGCGCCAAGGCCGGCUGCGCGCCGCUCAUGCGCCAGUACGGCUUCGCUUGGCCUGACCGCAUGCGCUGCGAUCGGCUGCCGGAGCAGGGCAACCCCGACACUCUGUGCAUGGACUACAACCGCACCGACCUCACCACGGCCGCGCCCAGCCCACCGCGCCGCCUGCCGCCGCCGCCGCCCGGCGAGCAGCCGCCCUCAGGCAGCGGCCACGGCCGUCCGCCAGGGGCCAGGCCCCCACACCGUGGCGGCGGCGGCGGCAGGGGCGGCGGGGACACGGCGGCUGUGCCCCCCUCGCGCGGCGGGAAGGCGAGGCCCCCUAGUGGUGGCGCCGCUCCUUGCGAGCCUGGGUGCCAGUGCCGCGCGCCGAUGGUGAGCGUGUCGAACGAACGCCACCCGCUCUACAACCGCGUCAAGACGGGUCAGAUCGCCAACUGCGCUCUGCCCUGCCACAACCCCUUCUUCAGUCAGGAUGAGCGCGCCUUCACCGUCUUCUGGAUCGGCCUGUGGUCGGUGCUCUGCUUCGUCUCCACCUUCGCCACAGUCUCCACCUUCCUCAUCGAUAUGGAGCGCUUCAAGUACCCGGAACGGCCCAUCAUCUUCCUCUCCGCCUGCUACCUCUUCGUAUCGGUCGGCUACCUGGUGCGCCUGGUGGCAGGGCACGAGAAAGUGGCCUGCAGCGGUGGCGCUCCGGGUGCGGGAGGAGCUGGGGGUGCUGGCGGCGCCGCUGCUGCUGGCGCGGGGGCGGCGGGAGCGGGGGCGAGCGGCCCGGGCGCGCGCGGCGAGUACGAGGAGCUGGGAGCCGUGGAGCAGCACGUGCGCUAUGAGACCACCGGCCCCGCGCUGUGCACCGUGGUCUUCCUCCUUGUUUAUUUCUUCGGUAUGGCCAGCUCCAUCUGGUGGGUAAUCCUGUCGCUCACGUGGUUCCUGGCGGCUGGCAUGAAGUGGGGCAACGAGGCCAUCGCGGGCUACUCACAGUACUUCCACCUGGCCGCGUGGCUAGUGCCCAGCGUCAAGUCCAUCGCGGUGCUGGCGCUCAGCUCCGUGGACGGCGACCCGGUGGCGGGCAUCUGCUACGUGGGAAACCAGAGCCUCGACAACCUGCGCGGCUUCGUGCUAGCGCCGCUGGUCAUCUACCUCUUCAUUGGCACCAUGUUUCUGUUGGCUGGUUUCGUGUCCCUAUUCCGAAUCCGCUCGGUCAUCAAGCAGCAAGGAGGCCCAACCAAGACGCACAAGCUAGAGAAGCUCAUGAUCCGCCUGGGCCUCUUCACCGUGCUCUACACGGUGCCCGCCGCCGUCGUUGUCGCCUGCCUUUUCUAUGAGCAGCACAACCGUCCUCGCUGGGAGGCCACUCACAACUGCCCAUGCCUUAGGGACCUGCAGCCUGACCAGGCGCGCAGGCCGGAUUACGCGGUCUUCAUGCUCAAGUACUUCAUGUGUCUGGUGGUUGGCAUCACGUCGGGCGUAUGGGUCUGGUCCGGCAAGACUCUGGAGUCCUGGCGCGCGCUGUGCACCCGCUGCUGCUGGGCUAGCAAAGGCGCAGCAGUAGGCGCGGGGGCCGGAGGCAGCGGCCCGGGGGGCGGCGGCCCCGGGCCAGGCGGGGGUGGGGGACCCGGCGGAGGCGGGGGAUCUCUCUACAGCGACGUCAGCACCGGCCUGACGUGGCGAUCUGGCACGGCCAGCUCCAUGUCUUACCCUAAACAGAUGCCAUUGUCCCAGGUCUGAACCCUGAGCGGACGCCCAGAAGGGGCGGAGAGGGGUGGGGGAUGGGGGAGCCCGAGGGCGGCUUAGGGACCCCAGACAGGCCGGGGUUCCCACCCCUUCACCGUGUUGAUUGCUAUUAGCAUGAUAAUGAACUCUUAAUGGUAUCCAUUAGCCGCUGGGACUUAAAUGACUCCCUUAGAACAAAGUACCUGGCAUUGAAGCCUCCCAGACCCAGCCCCUCCCCUCCGACGCUCCGGAGCGCCUCCCCCAGGCAAUGGUUUCAGUCUGCUAGGAGAGUUGGAAACCUCCUGGGUACCCUGGCUGAGCCUUGAGGUCAAGCUGCAGACUUCACCCGAGGGACCGCUUCACCCUCAACCCCGCCUGCAUAAAUUCACUCCUCACACCCUGGAGGAGGGACGACUGCUACCUUGUAGGAUUGCACGGUUUGGGUAUUCUUAAUGACCAGGCAGAUGCCUUAAAUAAACAAGAGAUGUCUUAAUUAUACACCCCAAGUAAAUACGGGUUUCUUACAUUAGAGGAUGUAUUUAUAUAAUUAUUUGUUAAAUUGUAAAAAAAAAGAAAAGAAAAAGUGUAAAAUAUGUAUAUAUCCAAAGAUAUACAACGUGUACAUUAUCUGUAAAAAGUUUAGAGGCUUCCCCUGUAAGAACAAAUAUAAGUAUUCUAUUUUGUCAAUAAAAUGACUUUUGAUAAAUGAUUUAAAUACCA
Molecule: messenger RNA, 2763 nt
Organism: Microtus oregoni (creeping vole)
Lineage: Eukaryota; Metazoa; Chordata; Mammalia; Rodentia; Cricetidae
Gene: Fzd8
Product: frizzled class receptor 8
Exons: 1
Coding region: 1-2058 (685 amino acids)
Biological process (GO): non-canonical Wnt signaling pathway; canonical Wnt signaling pathway
Cellular component (GO): plasma membrane
Molecular function (GO): Wnt-protein binding; Wnt receptor activity
Source: RefSeq, a predicted model, not a curated record